AAAUUUCAGCUUCCUUCACUCGGAUCUCUCCGCAGAGCAGAGCGAGCUUCUAGGGUUUCCGCCCCACCCGCCCCACCGCCGAAUCGAAGAUCGCCGCCGAUGGCGAUGGCUGCUCUCCGCCGCGAAGGGAGGCGGUUCGCCCCCUCCUCUCCCCCGCCCCUGCUUGAUGCUUCCGCUCUGCUCAUCGAACAUCAUGUUCCUUUUGGGGCUCGUUCUAUUUCAACUCAAGUGGUAAGGAACCGGAUGAAGAGUGUGAAGAAUAUUCAGAAGAUCACUAAGGCUAUGAAGAUGGUUGCAGCCUCAAAGCUACGAGCAAUUCAAAUUAGAGCUGAAAAUUCCCGUGGCCUGUGGCAGCCAUUCAUUGCUCUUCUUGGCGACACCCCCAGCAUUGAUGUCAAGAAGAAUGUUAUAGUUACUGUUUCUUCGGACAAAGGGCUGUGCGGUGGGAUUAAUUCCACUUCUGUAAGAUUAAGCAAGGGUUUACACAAGUUGAACUCAGGGCCUGACAAAGAACCAAAGUAUGUAGUUGUGGGGGAAAAAGCAAAGGUUCAAUUGAUCCGCGACUCACGAAAGCACAUACACUUGACCAUAUCAGAGUUAACAAAAAUUCCUCUGAACUAUACCCAGGUUUCUGUGCUGGCUGAUGACAUCAUAAAGAAUGUUGAGUUUGAUGCUCUAAAAAUUGUCUUCAACAAGUUUCACUCCGUCGUCUCAUUUAUACCAACAGUGUCGACUGUGCUAUCACCUGAGGUUGUUGAAAGGGAGGUGGAAUCUGGUUCGGGUAAGCUUGGAGAACUGGACUCCUAUGAGAUCGAAGGUGGUUCAACGAGGGGAGAAACACUUCAGAAUCUGGCAGAAUUCCAGUUUUCUUGUGUCAUGUUUAAUGCUGUAUUGGAGAACGCUUGCAGUGAGAUGGGUGCUAGGAUGUCUGCCAUGGACAGCUCGAGCAGAAAUGCUGGCGAAGUGCUUGACCGCCUCACUCUCACUUAUAACAGAACCCGUCAAGCUGCUAUUACCACAGAGUUGACUGAGAUUAUAUCUGGAGCAUCGGCACUGGAGGGCUAAUUGCGGAAAAAAGUAUUUUCCAGCUUGUUUGACGUCGACGAAAUAAAGAUUUAAGGCGGGCUUUGUUUAAACAUGUGUCACUGUUCCCCUUUUGAGGAUUUCUGAGGAGGACCGCAAUAAUUCCCAUUGCAAGAAGUUAAAUUCUGCGGAGCACAAAGCAAUUUUUCUUCCCUGGUUUUGCUUACUUCUGGAAUUUCUUCUUCAUUUCUAGUUUGGAUGUUGACGUUGGCUGUUGAUUUAAUGAUGGAUCUGUUGCAGCUGAAACCUCUGGGUACCGAUUGCUUGUUCUUCGUUGGAGUGUAUAUGGUGCUUAAUUUAGCAUCGACCCGUGCUCGAUUUAGGCGAGCUUCUCCAUUGGGUGGUUCUUUUGAAUAAAAAUUGUCUACCGAAUUUCUGCUUUA
Molecule: messenger RNA, 1466 nt
Organism: Eucalyptus grandis
Lineage: Eukaryota; Viridiplantae; Streptophyta; Magnoliopsida; Myrtales; Myrtaceae
Product: ATP synthase subunit gamma, mitochondrial
Exons: 10
Coding region: 100-1065 (321 amino acids)
Biological process (GO): proton motive force-driven ATP synthesis
Molecular function (GO): proton-transporting ATP synthase activity, rotational mechanism
Source: RefSeq, a predicted model, not a curated record